Messenger RNA from Branchiostoma floridae (Florida lancelet), 7102 nucleotides. RefSeq lists its product as uncharacterized. The record is from RefSeq and is a predicted model, not a curated record. Lineage: Eukaryota; Metazoa; Chordata; Leptocardii; Amphioxiformes; Branchiostomatidae. Gene Ontology annotation, molecular function: calcium ion binding; protein binding. Bases 216 to 4856 code for a protein of 1546 amino acids. The transcript has 24 exons.
GCCGUUAAGAGACCGAUCCUGGAGUCGCUCCCCCAGACUUGUCCUGUACCUACCGAACAUCCCAGUCCCGUACCCACCGGACGCUCAUCCCGUCUGGUAUCGUCCUCUGUGGUGUUGGAAGGUCUGAAAACCGUUGUGGGCACCUGGUCGUCGUACGCCAGUGGCCCCGGAGACUCUUAUCUGUUCUGUGUCCUCCUGAUCAUCAGAACCUAAUCAUGUGGAAAGGACUUCUCCUGUCUUUGUGCGGCAUAGCUGUCUGUGUCAUAGGGGCAGCCGCUGCUCCCAGUAAUGUCAAACAUUCCCGCUCAAAGAGGGCAGUCCCAGCCAUCGUGGCUAGCGCAGCCGCGGACGUGGGCGGGAAGGUGGUGGACGCGCUCGGAGACAGGAUCGCGGAGGGAGUUGUGGAGAACCACCAGGCAAAGGUGGUGGGUGCCCUGGAAGACUACUUCUCGGGACAGUUUGAGCAGGCCGAUCAGGAAUUUGACAACGUCUUGGCACGGAGCGGAAACCUCCUGGCAGGUGUUCAAGGAGUUGAAGAGGCCACACUGAAGAUGACCCAUGGCAGGGGGACCAACACAGGCGACACAUUCGCACCUGCCAGCCAGGAAAUGUCCCUGUCAUUCAAGCAUGUCGAAGAUGAGGAUGAUGAGCAAGACAGCUCAGAAAUGGGCCUAGCUCCAGUGGGUUACCCUGGCGGGAUCGGACCGGUUAUGAUGAACGGCUGCUUUGGUUCCAACUAUCAAGAAGGUGACCCCUGCUACGAGGCGUUCGUGCCCAUACAGAACUGUGCUAAUAUCAUCGACGGAGCAACCUUCCUUGGUGUUGGAUUUGACGGACGAGGCGAAUACUCGACUGACUCCCGGAAGAAGAGCCUCGUCCAGCGCUCUUGCAACGGUUUGCAAGGAUACAAGGAGUUCCAUGUCCCUGACCAGAUGACCGUGCAAGGUGUUUAUGACACCGACGUAGAGACCAUGACCUUCGCCACGAUGGAGGAUUAUCGAGUUUACCUUGAGGACAAGUCUGCUGUGACGUCUGCCAAGGCCAUGUUCCAACAGGAGAUGGUCAAGGCCCAAGGGCACGGUGCAGGUGGGGGCGCCUUCGGACUGUUAUGGUCUGCAGGAGGCGGCUCAUCAUCAUCGCGUGGUUCGGAUAGGCAGGAGUCAGGUUUCGAAGCCAGCUCACAAGCUAGCUCUGACCUCAGCGAAACUUCAGCCCAAACCUUCAUGUCCAUGCUGGAACUGAACGUCAUGAGGUAUGAGAUAUUCCUGGACUUCGUCAAACCUGAGGAGCUGAACUUGGGGGCUCUGCGCGAUUUUCUGUCUCUCCCCAUAUCCUACUUCUCCAUUGGAGCGGAUCGGAAGUAUAAUAGCUACAUCCUUCGCUGGGGAACACACUACAUUACCUCUGCCAUGUUUGGAGGACAACUCAAGAUCAUAAAGACAAAAAAGGUCACUGAAGACGUCUCGAUGGAGAGCUUCGCGAUGGCCUCCCAGACUGAGUUCAAGAAGAUGAUGAGCACUUUCUCAGCGAAGGAGACCAUGACGAAGUCAAGCAGCUGGUUUCACAGUCAUGAAACCAAAAAUGAACAACAAAGCUCAUCAGGAUCAGCUUCUGAGGAAGCUGCGUCUGAAACAUCCAUUGGCGAAACGGCUGCCCGCAACCAGAUGGAGUUCAGUAGCGAGCAGAUGAGGGUGCAAGGAGGCGAUCAGAAGAUAGCAGGGAGCAUCACAGACCUCUACACUACUACUUUCGGGACUGACCUGAUAGACUGGCUGGAUUCCAUUGAAGAGUUCCCAAAAGCUUUUGAGUUUACUAUGAGGCCUAUCGCUGAUUUGUUCGACAUGAAUUUUGAUCUUCUCUUCCCCAGCGGCAUUACUGACCUAGGCUGCUUUGGAAGAACUACGCUCAGCCAAGAUUCACACGGACGGCAGUUCUACACACAGGAUGUACAAGUUGGGAACGGCUCCGUAGUCGAAGAAGUCCGCUACUGCGAUUUCGCUUCUCAGGACGAUAUGAGAGAGGGCAUGAUCAGCAGGCGGCUGGCUCUCGGCCGCGCCGUAGCCGUGUAUCUUGAGGAGGGUCCUUUCGUCGUGAAAGACUUCGCCAUUCCGGCUGGAGAACCCGGGUGUGAGACCGCAGAACUGGUCCUUCUGGAGGGUUCUAACGAGGGGGCCCCUAGCUGGCAGGACAUGAUCAGCGGCCAGGAGUUCACCGUCAUCUUUGACAUGCCGUACAACAUCCCGAACUUCAUGGAUGCCAAAUAUUCCCUCAAUGUCGAGUAUGUGUAUAACAGGUGGCUGGCUAUCCGGGAUGGGUUCACCCCACAUCUGUAUGAUGGACAUCGCAACGGCGGCAGUGACGAUGUCACCAACUUUAAGAUAAGUGUGGGAGGUUUGGUUAUGACGUACGACGAGGAUACGGGUCUGUUGACUGUGACACAAGAUGACUACGAUGCAUCAGCACAGAUGAUUCCCGACCUGCCCAUCUGGGUCAAUGGACUGGCUGUAGCCAGGGUGGAGUACAAGUCACUGCUGCAACAGCUCCAAAACCACAACAGUGUGGGCGGGGGAAAAAUGCCCUGCAACAUAAAGUGGUCCAAUGCUCAUCGUAUCGACCCGACCAAUGGGGGAAAGUGUAUACAUUUCACGGCGGCGUCACUCGGGGACAUGUACGUGGUGUUCUCCGGCGUCCCCAACAACCACGAGACCUGGGUGUACGUGGAGAUCUCUCCUCGUGGUGUAGCUCUCUACAGGGCCAUGCGACUGGCAGUUACACAGCUGGAACGGGGUGCUGCGGGUCUGGGAUCAGACAUUCUCUACCAGUCCUACUUUGUCUGUGUCACGGAGGAUCUCACUGCGCGCACAACAACCAUACAGUACGGCAAAACACCCGACAAUGAGGAACGUGCUGAAGUCUGGCUGGACCAUCAAUUCGACGUCAUUCUCAGUCUGCAUUACUACUCCUUCGGUACCGGCACAGAGCCAGCCAAGUUUAUGGGGGUGUCUCAACUGGAUACGCUCCUCGAAGAAUUCAUCGUUUGCCAGGAGGGAACAACCUUCGUCAAUGGUCGCUGCGAGCAGGUCUGCCAUGAGCAGUGCGACGGCUGCAGAAUUUCUGGGUCCGACGACCCCCGCAACUGCGUGGCGUGCAGGAACAAGAAAGUGGCGUUCCCACUGAUGGGUAGUUCCGUGGGCGACUUUGAGUGUGUAGCAGACUGUCCUUCCACCAUGACGACAGCCUCUGAUUCUAUAAACUGUGAAUGUAUCAAGCGUAUGGAGGAGAUAAGUGUCGAGGGUUUGGUGACGUGCGUGGCAGAGUGUCCCCUCACUCACUUUGACGACAACGGCAUCUGUAAGCAGUGCAGCAGCUUCUGUCAAGAUGUCAGUUCUACUGGCACCAGGGUGUGCACCGGACCAUCACCAGAGCAGUGUGAUACCUGCAUCUACAUUGCGACUGACGGAAGCUGCGCUUUGGGAUGUUCCCCCGGACAGAAGGCCGUGCCAGGGUCAGACGGUACCUUCACCUGUGAAGCCUGUCGGCCUGGUUACAGGUGCGUCAAUGGAGAUGAGGUGGACGAAAUCUGCCCGGCGGGGACGUACAGCAACUCAGCAGGCACGGAUUGUGACCCGUGUGCAGCAGGACAGUACAGCGAUACUGCAGGCACCCCUUGUCAGCCGUGUCCAGCAGGACAGUUCAACACACAAGGCGGCUCUACCAGCUGUCAGGCAUGCCCUGCGGGGCAGUUCAGCGCCUCACAGGGCUCCACUAGCUGCCAGUCCUGCCCGGCCGGGCAAUAUAGCGGCUCCGCUGGGUCCACAUCCUGUACAAUCUGCCCAGCAGGACAGUUCAGCAGCCAGGCUGAAUCUACCAGCUGCACCGUCUGCCCAGCGGAUACUUUCAGCAGCACCGCUGGAUCCACAAGCUGUCAGCCAUGUGCAACUGGGACUACGAGCACAGCGGGCUCAACCUCCUGCACCAGUACUGAUGAGUGCGCAUCCAACCCCUGUGUACACGGCACAUGCACGGAUCUUACUAACGCCUACUCUUGCGCUUGCAACACAGGAUGGUCGGGUGACAGGUGUGACGUAGUAAACUACAACUGUCAAGAUCCUGCCCAACUCAGCGGGGAUUCUGGCACUUUCACAUCGCCUGGUUACCCGAACAACUACAACGACGGCGCCCGGUGUUCCUGGACGAUCACUGUCAGCAGCGGAAAGCGGGCAGCCGUUAGGUUUACAGACUUUGACCUGGAAUCUGAGAGCUCUUGCAACUACGACUCCGUCACGGUGUAUGACGGAUCCACUUCCAGCAGUACACAGCUCAGCAAACUCUGCGGAACAAACGGUGCAGCAGCCGUGGGCAGUGGGAGAACCAUUCACAUCCGUUUCACCUCCGACAGUUCAGUAACCAGAGGGGGGUUUGUCGCUGAGUACGCAGGAGUCACCAAUUUGGCGCUGGGUCGAAGCGCAACGCAAUCCUCCACUCAAGGUGACGGAUACGCCCCAAGAGCCGUGGAUGGGAACACAAGCGGGGAUUGGUACUCUAAUUCAUGCACACACACACCAGAACAAAGCAACCCGUGGUGGCGGGUCGAUCUGGGCAGUGCCCGUACUGUCUUCGCCGUCAAGGUCUACAACCGUGUCGACUGCUGCAGUGAAAGGUUGGACCCUUUCUAUGUGCAUGUGGGUGGCAAUACAGCGGUGUCUACGAAUCCAUCCUGCGGCGGCCAGCAGUCCAUAUGGAGCUCCUCCAAGUCCGUGUCGUGCGGUGGUUUGUUGGGCCGGUAUGUUGGAGUAGUCCUGCCAGGAAGCUCCCGCACCCUGACCCUUUGCGAGGUGCAGGUCUUCGGCGUGUAGGAACUCUGCCGAGCCCCUCACGGCUGAAACAACUCGUGGAAGAUCCAAUACGGAUUCCUGCUUGUUUGGUCAUUUAUCUCAUUUCUAGGAUAAUUAAUUCAGUGUAACGUUAGCUAGCUGACCGCCCUGUAUGUGCAUUUCUAGAAAUACACAACAGAUCAUUAUUCUCAUCUACAGUUAUUUUGGCUGACAUUUAGAUAAUAAACAUAGAAGCUACAGAGAAACUAUCCUAAAAAUGAGAUAAAUGUCGAAUAGUACGCUCUUUGAAUUUGAAGCAACCUUUAGUUCCUGACUUCCCUUUAAACAUUCACCUGACUUCGUUUCUCGUUUGAACAGAGUUUCCAACAAUAGCGACUCUCACUGAGUUUAUCAAAUGUGAAAAGGUAAAGUAAAGAGAAUUGGGGGAUGUUGGACUCUUUGAAAAACUGGUGCACGUCUCCGACAGAUUUAACUUGAAUCACAAACAAAUGAGCAAACUACUGACAAUGCUAUUGCCCGGAAUGAUAGAAACUCAAGCUAAAAUGGCCAGCCAAAUGCAACAUGGUAGACAUAAGGGCUUCAAUAGCACCAAAGCGUGAUGACAAAACCCGGAGAUAGAGUCAGGAACUGAGCUGUUUUAAAUUCAAAUGGCAUGACGGCAACUGCAAUGCAAUGUUGGGACAACAUGUAACAACAAUAUUUUUUUGGUUAUUUCAAAAAAUAAAGACUUGUGAUUUUAAGAUGACAAUGAAAUGAUUUUUAUUUGACGAUAUUUGGCGACCAACUGUAUUCAAAGUUACCAAUAAAAACGUUCUGAAACAAGCAGAAUAAUGUAUUUAUGCAUUAACAACAGAUCCCAGCAUUGUAUAUAGAAAAACGCUUUAAGAGUGCACCGUGCAUUAUAGUAGCCCUGCUGGUGCAGGUUAUACAGUGGAUAGUCUAGUGCGGACACUCUUGUUUACCAUCAGACAGUGUGUAUCCCUAACCAAUGCUAGCUGAGGGCUUGAUUACCUUAUAAUGCCAUGGGCUUGGAUGUUUUUCCUUCAAUUAUUAAAGUACUAGUUGGCACCAUAGUUACUCAAUGAUGACAAUUGUCUGACAAUCCGUCACUAUGUUGCCCGUUUGUAGCGCUCGGGUGUACUUGUGUUUCAACCAUGAGAAUUACGAAGUCGUUACAUCACAAGCAUGUUGACUAACAUAUUCAAUGGAUGACAGAAAACUUGAGGUGUUCUGUUUUCCCCAACUUACGAAAAGGCAACUUCAGUUUGAAACAGCUCAAUGGUUGAGAUACCGGUAUUGUUCUGAUAAGGAUUAUGGAUAUUCAAGAUGUUAUUUGUUUUUAAAAUGUAACAUAUACGUUAGAACAUUGAAAUACAAAGCGGAAUGUGCUUGACAUAUUUUAGGAUGACAUUUAGCCCAACCCAUAUGGAUUCACCAUCAUCCAAAAUCAAUUCACAAAGUUAAGGCAAUUAUCGAGCCGAGAAUGAUUUCAUCAGGUUUGUAGAAUAUAGGAUAACGGUAACUGGUAACGUUUCACUUUCUGUCAGACACCUUCUUAAGAGUUUCCAACUGGAGUUUUGCUUCUCGUCCCUAUAUCUAGCCGAUAUGUAGGUGGCACAGGCUAGAUCUUACUGGUUGUGUCUAAAGAAACUUUAUUAGCACUUAUCGAUGCACGCUACUGUGGAUUGCAAAGCAGCACACAUGGACUUUUGGUAAGUUCUGUUGGUAAAGCAUAUCAACAUUUGAUUGGCUUAUGUUCAUCCACCAUCAUCCGACGACCUCCACAUUGUCAGUAUAGACAAAUACACAUAAAAUCUUCAAUCUUGGUCACUUCCUUACCUUGGUUGCUUGAAGGAAAACUUCACCAUUUAAGUUGUCAUCACAUGUCUGCCGUAGAGUUUGAUUUUCUUGUUUGAUCAGUGAUUAAUAAGUAUAAGUAUUCUUACUGUAUUACUUUUUCGCUGUAGUAGAAUCUGAACUCCAGGUAAGUAAUUUCCUGAUACGUAGUAACAGCAUUAUGUUUAUUGUAGUUAAGCAGAACACCAAAGCAUAGUUAGAGAACAUCACAUAUGUUCAUCAUAGUUCAACAUAGCAUAGCCUAUGUUUAUUAGAGUGAAACAGAACAUGAACUAGCUAUAUAUAUAGAUUAUACUUUAUUUUUUGUUGAGCUCACUAGGGGCCUUAUCGAGUAUGGUUAAGUUUAAUUUGUUGAUCUGUUUUUUCCGUAUGAAUUUAGUUUGAAUAAACCUGCAUUUGCCGUCACAAUA